CGCAACGGCUCGCAGCCGCCGACGCUGACGCCGGCCGUGCCCCCCGACGUGACGCUGGGGCUCACGGCCGUCUACACCGCCUUCUACGCGCUGCUCUUCGCCUUCGUGUACGCGCAGCUGUGGCUGGCGCUGCGCCACGGCCACAAGCGGCUAAGCUACCGCAGCGUCUUCCUCUUCCUGUGCCUGCUCUGGGCCUCGCUGCGCACCGUGCUCUUCUCCUUCUACUUCCGGGACUUCGUGGCGGCCAACGCGCUCGGCCCCUUCGUCUUCUGGCUGCUCUACUGCCUACCCGUGUGCCUGCAGUUCUUCACGCUCACGCUCAUGAACCUCUACUUCGCGCAGGUGAUUUUCAAAGCCAAGUCCAAGUACUCUCCAGAAUUACUGAAAUACCGGCUACCCCUCUACCUGGCCUCGAUCUUCAUCAGCCUCAUUUUCCUGCUGGUGAACCUGACCUGCGCGUUGCUGGUGAAGACGGGACACUGGGAGAGGAAGGUGAUCGUGUCCGUGCGCGUGGCCAUCAAUGACACGCUCUUCGUGCUGUGUGCCAUCUCGCUCUCCAUCUGCCUCUACAAAAUCUCCAAGAUGUCCUUGGCCAACAUCUACUUGGAGUCCAAGGGCUCCUCUGUGUGUCAGGUGACGGCCGUCGGGGUCACCGUCAUCCUGCUGUACACCUCGCGAGCCUGCUACAACCUGGUCAUCUUGUCCUUCUCUCAAAUCAAGAACGCCCACUCCUUUGACUAUGACUGGUACAACGUAUCCGACCAGGCAGACCUGAAGAACCAGCUGGGCGAUGCCGGCUAUGUGGUGUUUGGAGUGGUGCUCUUUGUGUGGGAACUCUUGCCCACCACCUUGGUCGUUUACUUCUUCCGAGUUAGAAAUCCUGCAAAGGACCUUUCCAGCCCAACGAUGGUCCCCAGCCACGGAUUCAGUCCCCGAUCUUACUUCUUUGACAACCCUCGAAGAUAUGACAGUGACGACGACCUUGCCUGGAACAUCGCACCUCAGGGACUUCAGGGAAGUUUUGCUCCAGACUACUAUGACUGGGGACAGCAGGCCCACAACUUCCUGGCGCCAGCAGGGGCUCUGCCGCCCGACCCUGGUGCGGAUCCUGACAGAGCUGGCCUCGGGUAGCGGCGUGGCAACAGCCGCUCAGAACAUUCCUGUGGAGAAGCUGCAGAAAGUGAGAGUGACUGCUUAGGUUUUAGGGCAUUUUCCUUGAGAAACAGGACUGGUACUUGUUACAGGUUUCUAAUGGCUUUAUAGGACUAAGCAAUACUUUAAAUUGAAAAUCCUUUAUUUUAGUACUAAUAAGUGAGCCUAUUUCUGUGGGUGUAAUUUAAACUUUUUAAACAGACUCUGUACUUUUUAUAAAGAUGUAUUUUAUAUAACUUAAAUAAUAAUACUAAAGUAUACUAAGGUUUUUUUCCUUCAGAAUGUCAUAUAGUUUGCACAAUUAUGCAUAAUUCACUUUAAAAGUAUAGAAUAUAUGGUCUAACUGUUUAUUACGGCUUUGGACUCAAGUAUUCCUCAAAUUCUUACCUCUGAAGGUCAGAUUCUGAGCUCCACUCCGGUGGACUCUAGAAGUGGGAGUGAUACCUAGAAAGCUAGGCGCACCCAGUAUUGAAAGUUAACUAGCUUGCCUUUUAGAGUUUUAACUUGUGUCAGGGUACUAAUGUAGCACUCCAGGGAUAACCAGCCGAUCCUGUUAAAAGCACAGCUUACACUAUUAAACCUCCUGUACUAUUAGAGCAAUUCUGCAGUUUUUGCAGCCUGGGGAGACUGAAUGUGCAUUACCUCAGGGCUGUGCAGGACCCUGCCUUUCCCUAAUCAUUGGGUUGCUACCUCCCGGAGUCCUCAAGAGGCUGAGAGGUUCCCAGAGGGCUUUAGUAGCUCUGGGGUACUAAUAGCUUUUUCUGCAAUCUUACUCUGCAAUGGUUGUGUACCUCCUGUCGGGCUGGACGCUGUCUGGAGGGCUGUAGCACUGGUCUCCAUCCGAGGGCAUGCUCCACACAGCUGCUUUGUGCUGCGCUUCAGCUAAGCCAAAUACAAUGUCUCUGACCAGAGCACCAUUCUGAAACCUCCCCUGUACAGCCUGCCACGAGGCUGGAAGCCCAGGCUUUCACACAGCAGACAACCAGGGCCUGCAGAUGAAGGGUGAUUCCAGGCCCCGGGGGUACGAGUCCUGCUCUUGCACUGUAGCCCGCGUCACACUGCUCACUCAAGCACAGACUUGUGGACAUGAGCUCCCAGACACAAGUGCACUUGUGUUGUCUGUAGCAUUUAAAAUCACGAUUGCAAGUUCCUUUUUGUGUGUGUGUGCCAGCCCUGGAGCUUGAACUCAGCGGCUGUUUCAGGGUGCUGUCUUUAAGCUUUUGCUCAAGGCUAGUGCUCUACCACUUGAGCCACACCUCCACUUCCAGCUUUUGGGUGAUUUCUUACUUAGGCUGGCUUUGAACCUUUGUCCACAGAUCUCAGCCUCCUGAAUAGGUAGGAUUACAGCAGCAACAGGCUGGAAUCUCAAGUUUUAAAAGAGUCACUUAUGUAGAAACCUCUGCCCUGCCCAAUCCCUUACCAUGCCUUGCUUUCAGACCAUGGAACUGUCUGGACUGCCUGUCAUCUAAAAGUUACCUUUCAAGGACAGUUCUACACUGGUUAUUCAGGUGGCCUAAGCAAAGUGUUGUAACAUGCUUCUCUAAACUGCUAAGGAGCCCUACCAUGAUCACACUGUCAAUGUACACUGAAAGAACUUAGGCCCAUGCAGCUUGUGCCAGCCUCCUGCAGCGGCCGAGAACAGCUUUAUUUCUGCAGUGCAGUGUCACUAAAGUCACGCCAAUUACUGUACUCACCAUGUAGUGUGUAAACACUAUAAUUCUCUUGUCUCUAGCUGGAAAACAAAUGGCCAACAUUAAAUAUUGAAGCUGCCAUCCAGUAUUUGUCAACUCCCAUAUUUUUUGCCAGAAAGGAUAAACUGUUCUAAGUGCUUCUCUACCCUCCUUUAUAAAAAGCAAUGCUGAACCCUUGCUGCUGUCCAUACAUCCCAGAGCCCAGGGGCUGGUGUCUCCUGGCAUGGGCAACUCCUUCACUGGAGAGGUGCUGCAGGAUGAGCCACCUGCCACACCUGCUCUGCCAGGCAAACCAAAGUGCUCCAGUAACCUGGAUGGUCCUUGUCUUAAAGAUUGCUCCUCCAGUAAUCUGAAAUUGUAAGUGCGUAGGAAAGGACAGUGUCACUCAAGUCUGGAGUUUGUGUGUGAUUACUAGAAGAUACAUUUGUCUCUGAAGCUAAGAGUUCCAGCUGACCUGUGUGGACCACCCACUGGCACUUCUGCAGUGGUACACAAGGAGCCUGAGCUGUUAGAGGUUCUAUUACAGUGUCCACUGCCAUCAUACGUGCCAAUGCUUCCUUAUACCAUGCUGUGGAUGGCACCCAGGGCCUUAUGUGUACAGGACUCUAUCACCGAGCUACAUCCUCCCUUGCCAACUCUAAAAUGUACCAGGAGGCAUACUCUCCCAAUAGUGCUCCUUGAAGGCUUUAAUGAAGUAUAAAAAGUUGGGCGUGGUGGCUCAUGCCUGUAAUCCCAGCUGUUUGGGAAGUGGAGAUCACAAGGACUGUAGUUUGAGGCCAGUCUGAACAAAAAGUUAGUAGGAUCCCGAUUAACCCUAAGCUGGGCUCAGUAGCUGGCUGUCUUCUCAGGUGUGUGGAAGUAUAACUGAGAAGACAGAGUUCCAGGACAGCACUGGUAUAAAUGUGAGACCCUGUUUAAAAACUAGAAGCAAACAGGUCUACAGGUCUGUAAGUGUGGCUCUGCAGUGUGGUACCAGCCUAGCAAGCACAAGGCCCUGAGUGUAAACCCCAGUGCCCCCCCCACAGCCCCCACACACACACAUGGCGUGGAAAGGAGGCUUUCCCAGAGCCAUGAACCAUGAGCAAUGUACCUGAGUAUCUGGUUAUUAGGGGACACCAGUGUAAGCUGCAUGAUGAUGGGUAACUGACUCAUUCACAGCUAUAUUCCUGGCUCCUUAGAGCAGUGUAAGAAGAUGUAGACCCUCUUUGGAAGGCAUCCUUUCAUUUGCACUUUCUCUGCUGCCUAUGGCAUUACAAGUUUUGUGCUCACUGAAGGGCCCCUCACUCAUCAGUCUUUGACAGACAUGCAACUUCAGGACAAACAAGUCACAGUGGGAGGAAGGGAAUAAGGAUUUUACAUGAAAUUAAGCCUCAAAUGAGUCAGAAGCACUGUGAUGGAAUUUUGACCACAUGGGCAGGGUCAGGUAUCUGACCAAAAAACACCAAAUUUGCCAGGCAGCAUAACAGCAUACAUAUGGAGUGGUUAGAGUGCAGUCCUCAAGAAAACAUGGAGCCAGACAAUUUUAACAUGCCCCAUGUAUCAUACAAAGACAAGUAUGAACAGCUAGGAAAACUCUAGAGGACCCAGAUAUUACCAAAUAAAGCCUGUAUACUUAAAGCCACAGUACUGUGCAUCUGUAAGUCAACCAGAGAAAAACAUGUAUGAGAUUUAAAAAAUGAUAAAUGUACUCAAGGAUAGUGAGGAAAAGUUGAACUGUUUAGAUAAUGGUAUUGUAACAACUGGGGUAGUCAUCUGAGAAAAGUGUUUGAUCUAUAAGCUAUGUUAUAUAAAACCUACCUCUAAAAAAAAAUAAAAGCUCUGCAAGGCAAUAGUGAACUAUUCUAUUCUGGAUUGAGGAAGCCAUUCUAAGACUAAAAUUCUAGGGUAGAAAAAAAAAGCACUAAAAAUUGGUACAUAAAAAGAAAAUUGCAUAGUAAAAUCAUCAUAAGUCCCAAUGACAACAAAUUGGGGAAAACCUUUUUCUCAUUACAGUUGAGGUAUUAGUAUCUCUAACAGCUCCUAGAAAUCACUUAGAAAAUGUAGAAAAAUGAGCAGAUAUGAACAAAAGCAAAUACAAAUGUCUCUUAAACUUUAAAAGUUGACCAAUCUUAUCUAUAAUAAUCAUAUAAAAUAAAAAGCACAUUGACCAUUUUUCAUCUAUCACAAUGGCCCAAAUCCAACAUUUUCUAGCAUCUGUGAUGGUGACACUGUCACAGAUUUCAGAUGGCCUGUCUUGUGCAGAGAGCAGUGUAUCAGUAUCUUUUAUUA
This is a messenger RNA of Dipodomys ordii (Ord's kangaroo rat), 5111 nucleotides long. It is a transcript of the gene Gpr137b, whose product is annotated as G protein-coupled receptor 137B. Gene Ontology annotation, biological process: negative regulation of bone resorption; positive regulation of TORC1 signaling; negative regulation of osteoclast differentiation. The record is from RefSeq and is a predicted model, not a curated record. Lineage: Eukaryota; Metazoa; Chordata; Mammalia; Rodentia; Heteromyidae. The transcript is spliced from 7 exons. Gene Ontology annotation, cellular component: lysosomal membrane. The annotation marks the transcript as partial.